Molecule: messenger RNA, 807 nt
Organism: Cyphellophora europaea CBS 101466
Lineage: Eukaryota; Fungi; Ascomycota; Eurotiomycetes; Chaetothyriales; Cyphellophoraceae
Exons: 4
Coding region: 1-807 (268 amino acids)
Biological process (GO): mRNA export from nucleus
Cellular component (GO): nucleus
Molecular function (GO): mRNA binding
Source: RefSeq, a predicted model, not a curated record
AUGUCUGGCCGGCUAGACCAAUCUCUCGAUUCCAUCAUCGAUAGCCAGAAGAAGGCGAAGCGCGACAAUCAGCGCCGUCGCAAGCCUGUUGGUGUCAAGGCUCGUGCUGCUCCUGUUGGUGGUGUCAAGAAGGCUACCAAGCCUGCGAAAUCUGCCGUCAAGCCCGCUGGUGGCGCGUCAGCUUCCGCUCAGCCCAGCAAGAUUGUCGUCAGUGGUCUACCCUACGACGUCAAUGAGGCCCAGAUCAAGGAAUACUUCUCCAAAUCUGUUGGUCAGGUCAAGAAAGUCUCUCUUCAGUACAACCAGAAUGGCCAGAGCCGUGGCAUUGCCGACAUAUCCUUCAACAAGCCUGGCGUCGCCGCCAAGGCGGCCAAAGAGCUCAAUGGCAUGCUGAUUGAGGUGGUGGUCGAAGCCAGCAGUGUCACGGUCCCGGAGGCCAAGCCACUGUCUGAGCGUGUUGCGUACGCCAAUCCUAAGCACAAUUCCAAGUCAGGUCCACUGAUGCAGGACAGUGCCAACCCCAAGGCUAAGCCCAAGUCUGCCACUGCCACCAAGGCUACUGCCAAGGAUGGUGCCAAAGGUCGCAAGGCCAACACGAACAAGAAGACUCGCACGCAGCGUUCCAAGCCCAAGACGGCUGAGGAACUCGAUGCCGAGAUGACCGACUAUUUCAACGCCAACAAUAAUGCUGCUGCUCCUGCUCAAGGUGUCGCUGCCAACGGAGCUGCUGCUACCGCUGCCCCAGCCGCUGCUGAUGACAUGGGCAUGGAUGAGAUCUCGGUUAGCUCUUUCGAUAUCAUUGUGUGA